AUAAUUUCUGCAAAAUUCACCACGUUUCUCUUACUUCUGAUAAAUAUGCCAUUUUUCCUCCUUUGAAACUCCAAACAAGAAGAAACACUAAAGCAGGGGAAAAGGAGACAGACCUUUAAAACGUCACCGUUUUAGUUCUCCACUUCCUCCUGCUUUGUUCAUUUCAAUGGCUGAACAAAAUUCAACGAAUAAGAAAACAAUUCCACCAUAUAUGAAAGCACUUUCCGGUUCAUUGGGUGGGAUUGUGGAAGCCAGUUGUUUACAGCCCAUUGACGUUAUCAAAACUCGGCUUCAAUUAGACCGGUCCGGUUCUUAUAAAGGAAUUGUUCAUUGCGGUUCGACAACUAUUCAGAAUGAAGGCGUACGGGCUCUGUGGAAAGGUUUGACGCCGUUUGCUACUCAUUUGACUCUCAAAUAUGCGCUGCGUAUGGGUUCCAAUGCGGUUUUGCAGGGAGCGUUUAAGGAUUCGGAAACGGGUAAGCUUAGUCCACAGGGUCGGGUCAUGGCUGGUUUCGGUGCGGGUGUUCUUGAAGCUCUUGUUAUUGUCACGCCAUUUGAGGUGGUGAAGAUUAGACUACAGCAGCAGAGAGGAUUAAGCACUGAACUUUUGAAAUACAAGGGACCUAUACACUGUGCUCGUAUGAUAGUUCGUGAAGAAGGCAUUCUUGGUCUCUGGGCAGGUGCUGCCCCAACUGUUAUGCGCAAUGGGACGAAUCAGGCCGCCAUGUUUACAGCCAAGAAUGCAUUCGACACUAUGUUAUGGAAGAAAAAUGAAGGUGACGGAAAAGUUCUUCACCCCUGGCAAUCUAUGAUAUCAGGAUUUCUGGCAGGUACAGCUGGUCCCAUAUGUACCGGUCCAUUUGAUGUUGUGAAAACAAGGCUGAUGGCUCAGAGUAAAUCUGGGGGUGAGUUGAAGUACAGAGGUAUGUUUCAUGCCAUCUCAACAAUACAUGCAGAAGAAGGAUUACGUGCCUUGUGGAAGGGGUUAAUUCCCCGGCUCAUGAGGAUCCCACCUGGUCAGGCGAUUAUGUGGGCUGUGGCUGACCAAAUAACUGGCUUUUACGAGAGAACAUAUUUGAAAAAUGCACCUUUAUAGGUAAUACUGCAGUUUUGUCCUCGCCUUUUCUUCGUUCUGGUUCUUAGUUCAUUUUUUGGCAGAAGCUCGGCAAAUUUUCCUUUAUAGUUCCUUUGUCUAUUGAUUUAACGCGUAAAAAUGAUGGUUCUACACCUUAUCCACAUUUUACUGAGAUGCCUCAACCUUAACAAUGUUUGUUUGGAUUAUCUCGAGCUUUACAGGCUGGGGAACGAGUUUUGCAGUGAAAUUAACAGUUUAUGAAAUCCCAACUGGUCAGAUUGAA
Messenger RNA from Nicotiana attenuata, 1358 nucleotides. RefSeq names its product mitochondrial succinate-fumarate transporter 1. Gene Ontology annotation, biological process: transmembrane transport; succinate transport; fumarate transport. NCBI's taxonomy places the organism in Eukaryota, Viridiplantae, Streptophyta, Magnoliopsida, Solanales, Solanaceae. The coding region runs from base 167 to 1096 and encodes 309 amino acids. The record is from RefSeq and is a predicted model, not a curated record. The transcript is spliced from 2 exons.